Sphaerulina musiva SO2202 is the source of this 420-nucleotide messenger RNA. RefSeq lists its product as uncharacterized. The record is from RefSeq and is a predicted model, not a curated record. Bases 1 to 420 code for a protein of 139 amino acids. The transcript has a single exon. NCBI's taxonomy places the organism in Eukaryota, Fungi, Ascomycota, Dothideomycetes, Mycosphaerellales, Mycosphaerellaceae.
AUGGACCGCGAAGUGGCACAUGACAAGGCCGAGGAAGCGAGGCUGGAGGCAGAAGAUGCUCGAAGAGAAGAGCGGCGAGCCAUCCUGGAUCCGACGAGAUCGCCCACUCCACCGUCACGAGGCGGCGCACGGAGCCCUGGUGCAGGGACUACGCCGUUUGUCAGUCUCUGGGCAAGGCAUAUCGAUGACAUUGAGCGUGCGGAACACGAAGGCCUGACUUAUACGCCACGGAGACCCAUGCAUGUCCGACAUGCUGCUGAUGCCGAAGAUGCCCCACCGGCAUACAAUAGUAUCAUGCCUCCUCUGGGUGAGGCUCCGCCCGCAUAUUCCCCCACUUCCGAUGAUGAGGAAUCCGGGGGAAGGAGGAGGAGGAGGAGCAGAAUGAGGCGUUUCAGUGACCACUAUCUGAACCGUUUCUAG